Juglans regia (Persian walnut) is the source of this 1540-nucleotide messenger RNA. Its product is annotated as probable E3 ubiquitin-protein ligase RHC1A. Bases 272 to 1264 code for a protein of 330 amino acids. The record is from RefSeq and is a predicted model, not a curated record. Gene Ontology annotation, molecular function: ubiquitin protein ligase activity. Lineage: Eukaryota; Viridiplantae; Streptophyta; Magnoliopsida; Fagales; Juglandaceae. Gene Ontology annotation, cellular component: cytoplasm. The transcript has 2 exons. Gene Ontology annotation, biological process: protein ubiquitination.
GCUCCACAGAUUAUCUUUCCAACCACUAAACUAUGUAAAAUGCACCCAUCUUUCGCAGAAAGAGACAGCCCGGAGUAGGUCUCCUCCUCUUAUUUUUCUCUUGUAGCUGUAAUCUUACAUAAUUGGGAUUUAUAAAGAAUCCCACCUGGAACUGAGUUCUUUUCAUCUCCUUUUCUCGUUCGUUCUCCGGUUGUUGUUGACCUUCUAUUGCUAGGGGCACCGAGGCCUGAAACUUAAGGUUUUUUAUAUUACCAUUUAUUCAAAAGAAGAGAUGUCAAGUACUGCAAACACACACUGGUGCUACCAAUGUGGGGUGCGAUUCAGGCUGGAAGUGGAAGAAGUCGUUUGCCCUUACUGUUAUAGAGGCUUUAUUCAAGAACUCAGUGAGGUGCAGGACUUGGCACCUGAAGAUGUCUCUGCACCUAUUUCAGGAGAUCAUUAUCAUCAAGCACCUGAUAUAAUGGACCUUCUGUAUGCUCUAAUGACACGUAGAAGUCCCAGCACAAGACCUGAUGUAGUGGAUUAUGUUGAUGCUUUCAUGAGGCAGAGAAUGGCUGGAAGAAAUCCUAACUUUGAUGUUAGAGUGAGGUCUGGUUUGGUUCCUGAACAGAGUUGGACGUUUUUCAAUGGGCCUGAUCCUGAUUUGAUAUUCAAUCGUACUCCUGGUUCAGCCUUCUCUAAUGGUGGUACAAGAAGUGGACUUAGGGAUGCUGAUAUUAGUAACUACUUUAUUGGCCAAGGAUUUGAAGAACUAAUUGAACAGCUUUCGAUGAAUGAUAGACGGGGCCCACCCCCAGCACCUCGUUCCUUAAUUGAUUCAAUGCCCAGUAUCAAGAUUACACAAGCACAUAUGCGCACUGACUCACACUGUCCAGUCUGUAAGGAAAGAUUUGAGUUGGGCACUGAAGCAAGACAGAUGCCAUGUAACCAUAUUUACCACUCUGAUUGCAUAGUUCCUUGGUUGGCUCAGCACAAUUCAUGCCCUGUUUGUCGCCUUGAGAUACCUGCUCAAGGUACUAAUUGUCCUCGUGUUCGGCGAAGCAGUGGAGGGAGCAGCAGCAGCAGCAGCAACUAUGGUAGCUCUGGUGGUAUGGAGAAUAGUUCGCAGAAUCCAGGAAGGAGGAAUCCUUGGUCGUUUACAUGGCCUUUCCGCUCAUCAAAUUCGAGCACUCGUAAUCAUGCUGAAGAUAGAGGAAGAAACACCUCAGCCACUCACGAACAGAAUGAUGAGAGGAGUUACUCUGGAUGGCCUUUUGAUUAUUAAGACUUUUGAUUGCUUUCCUUGUCAAGUUCACUUGGCAUACCAUUAAGGCUAGUAAAUGAAGUGGGUGAAUUAGAACUGGUUUUAGAGUUUGCUUUAUGUCGGACUUUUUGAGAGGUAAUUGAAGUUUGAUUAACUUUCACUUUAUUGUAAAUGAUGAUGUGCUAGGUGGAGUGGAACUGAUUUCAGUAAUCCGGUCUGUUAUCGAAAAGUAUAUACAACUGCGAUAGGUACUUCUUUGCAUCUAAUUAAUGCAAGGUAAAUAGGUACUUCUUAGCA